UUUAAGAUGGUUCUCGCGCGCGGAUCGAUUAUUUUACUACUACUGACAGUAAUAAACGUAGACGCUAAAAUCUACGAGCGGUGCGAAUUGGCACGCGAAUUGAGGAAUUUCGACUUGCCAGAAGAUGAAGUGCCCACCUGGAUCUGUAUUGCUGAGCACGAGUCCAACUUCGAUACCGGAGCGAUGAAUUUGGGCAGCGGCGAUCACGGAUUGUUCCAGAUUUCUGAAAUUUAUUGGUGUUCGCCUCCCGGAUACGGUUGCAACAGUCCUUGCUCAAAAUUUCGAGACGAAAACAUUGCAGAUGAUCUACAAUGUAUCCGAAGAAUCUACAACGAACAUACUAGAAUUUCUGGCAACGGCUUCGAUGCUUGGGUGGUUUAUCCUUUGCAUUGCAAAAAUAUCACUUACGAUUUCAUCCAAGAUUGUUUUGACGAAAACGCACCCUAUAAUUCCACUACUGAUAACGAAAUUUCUACUGAUGAAGAUUUGAAUGGAGAUGGAUAUAAUUUUCCUGCCUUGCCAAAUAAAGACGAUGGCGACGGUUACGAGUUUCCCAAACUACCAACCAGAGAGCAAAAAGCUCUAUUACCAUUUUACAAAAUAUAUUAUGAAUUUCCAAAGUUUCCUGCCGACAAAGAUUCUAUUCAUCAUUCAGUUUCUGCAUAUAACGAUAUCAAAACAAAUCCAUUUUUAAGCGGUAAAAUCGCAGCAAGAGGCUCUAUUCAUGACUCUAUUUCAGUUGGAGAAUAUUUAACAAAAUCUAUAAGCAAUAAUAUCAAAACAAACCCAUUUUUGAAUGGUAAAUUCUCUAUAUCUAAAACAUCAAUUUAUGAUUCUGUGUCGCUGAAAUCGAAUCCUUUCUUGAAUUCUCAUAAACAAUAUGAUAUUGAUUUUGAUAUUGAAUCGACGUCGGACAAUGAAAUUGAGGUCUCUACAAUGUCUACUAGUAAGGAACAUGUUUCUAGACCAGAAAUCCCAAAGCCUAUUCAAGGAAAUCUAUUUUUGACUGAAUAUUCUACAGCAACUUCUUCCACAAAAUCUCAAAUUUUUACUAGUAGAACUUCAUCAAGAACAAAAAGUCCAACUUCUUCUACAUCUGAUAAAAACACCAAAUCUUCGGUGCCAUUUAAAACUUCGACUGUAUCAUCGAGUUUUUUCACUAGACCACCAUUAUCAACCACCCAUAAAGCUCCAACAACUGUAUUUCAAAGCAAAGUAACUUCUAGAACUCAAAAAUCAGGUUCAUUUGCUGUGGCUUCAAGGCAUUUAAAUAGUUCAGCAAUUUAUACUACAACCUCAAAACCUUCUACAUCUUCUUCAACAACUAGAAAAGCAUCAACUACGAUUGUAAACUUACAACCUUUUACUAAAACCAGUAGAACAUCAACUAACUUCCAUAUUAAUGCAAAAAUUUCUACCACAACAACAAAAUCAUCUAUUUCAACUACUGCAAAACCAGCUUAUCAUUCGAGUUCAUCAACUACCUCUAGGAAACAAUUUGGUUCCUUUACCAGAACCACAACGGCUGAUUUAGAAGCUGCUAGCUCAACCUUUACGCCCCGCUUCACCACUCCCAAACCAUUUUAUUCCAAUUCUGCAACAACAGUAAAUCCGUCAGAACGUCAAGUAACCUUUGCGCCAGACUCGUGGUUCAGUUGGUUGUUCAGCACUCAAACUUUGCCUCCUUUGGUGGCACCGCCGAGACCUGGCAGCAGGCCUGAGGGCUCAGGCCCAUCACCUUUGAGACCUACAGGAGGUCCUUUCAAUUCUAGUACCACAAGAAGGCCUUUACCAAGGCCUACACAUCUACUGCCAGGAAAUUCUAGUACCACAAGAAGGCCUUUACCAAGGCCUACACAUUUACUGCCAGGAAAUUACAGUACGACAAGGAGACCUUUACCAAGGCCUACACAUUUACUGCCAGGAAAUUACAGUACGACAAGGAGACCUUUACCAAGGCCUACACAUCAUCUUCAGCCAGGAAGUUUCAGUACGCCAAAAAAACCUACACAUCUACAGCCAGGGUCUUCUACAACUGUUGUAGAGUUUAUUACAACUAGGAGUUCUUCACCAAAUGUCGAUAGAGUUACAAGAAGACCAAUGCGUUGGCAACAAAGACCUCAUCCUCCUAGAAGACACCCAGUGCAGCUCAGAAGUGAUGAAGAUGGUUAUGAGGAAGUGCCAAUCGACGAGCAUGUAGUUUAUUUGAGAAGCAAAUACGGUUUUCAAUUAUUUCGUGUUUAGCAUCAUUUUGUAGCGGGAAAUUAAGACUGAUUUUAAUUUGCUCAAUAAAUGGUUUUCUUUUUGUUAGUUUGGUGGUUGUUUCAUUUAAUAUCACUGAUUAUACCAAAAAACUUCCAUUCCAUAUUGAUCUCUUGAUGGAAACUCUUGUAGAUUGCAUUCGGGAGUCGUUACAGUUUGUUG
This is a messenger RNA of Ceutorhynchus assimilis (cabbage seed weevil), 2424 nucleotides long. Lineage: Eukaryota; Metazoa; Arthropoda; Insecta; Coleoptera; Curculionidae. The record is from the annotation of a GenBank genome assembly.